This is a messenger RNA of Cornus florida, 824 nucleotides long. Its product is annotated as protein S40-4-like. Lineage: Eukaryota; Viridiplantae; Streptophyta; Magnoliopsida; Cornales; Cornaceae. The transcript has a single exon. Bases 122 to 610 code for a protein of 162 amino acids. The record is from RefSeq and is a predicted model, not a curated record.
GAAAUGGCCAUGCAAAGGACAGAGAGAGACCAAUUUAGAGGAAGAAAGAGAGUGUGAGAGAGAUAUACAGUGACAUAUAUAUAUACAAACGUUCUUCGUUUCGAUCGAUUCUGAUAAAUUAAUGGCGGCCUCUAAGAGUUACUUCGCGAGAGCGGCGAACUACCGAUUCCUUUCUAGCGAGAGAGACGCUCCGAUCGUUUCAGAGACCGCGUUCGAGCUCGACGAAUCGGAGGUGUGGAACUCGAAUCGCUCCGCGUCGCCCGAGUUCCGGAAAGCGAUUCCGAGUUCGCGUGCAUCGAAGAAAGCGUCGGCGAAGCGAGUCGGAAACGAGGCCGGCGCGAGGCCGGCGUCGCUUCCGGUGAACGUACCGGACUGGUCGAAAAUACUGAAGGAGGACUACACGGAUAAUCGGAGGAGAGACAGCGACGACGACGACGACGGCGAGGACGAUGGGAAUCGGAUUCCGCCGCACGAGUUCUUGGCGAGGCAGUUGGCCAGGUCACGAAUCGCCUCCUUCUCGGUGCACGAAGGUAUUGGGAGGACUCUCAAAGGAAGGGAUCUGAGUAGGGUUAGAAACGCAAUUUGGGAGAAAACUGGGUUCCAAGAUUAACAGAAACAACGAUAGAGUUGAGAAAAGAAAAAUUUACAGUAACAGUGAGAAAUGAAAUUAUUAUUCUUCUGUAGUAAGUUAGUAACGGUUUAUUUUAAUAGUGGUCUUUUUUUGGGGGUUUUUUUUGGGUUUGUGUUCUUCGUGGUGGGAAGCGGAUUGUUAGUUGAAUGUAAUACUAAUUUUUUAGAUUAAUUCAGGAAAUGAUUUGAUUUUA